Rangifer tarandus platyrhynchus (Svalbard reindeer) is the source of this 261-nucleotide messenger RNA. Lineage: Eukaryota; Metazoa; Chordata; Mammalia; Artiodactyla; Cervidae. The record is from the annotation of a GenBank genome assembly.
AUGGUGGUCCUAGUCCGAGUCUGGGUCACGUCACAAGCCCUUGCUCAUGACAACAUGGGUCCCAUCACCAGCGCCUGGCCCCUGCCCAUCCAGUCUUCAGGUUCUCAGCAGGACAGCUCAAGGGGUGGGGUGGGUAACAAGAGUUUUGGGUCCCAGGAGCCCGACAAAUUCUUCUUCCCAGUCUCCUUCACCUCCGAGAAACAGCAGCCCCCUAAAAGUCUGUCAAACUGGGAGCCGUUCACGUGGCCGGGCCUAGCCUAA